This is a messenger RNA of [Candida] anglica, 3089 nucleotides long. NCBI's taxonomy places the organism in Eukaryota, Fungi, Ascomycota, Pichiomycetes, Serinales, Debaryomycetaceae. The record is from the annotation of a GenBank genome assembly.
AAAGUGUCCACCACAAGAGGAAGAAGUACAACACCAACUAUUGCUCUAGAAAAUGUCGUUCUGGGAUAAUAAUAAGGAUACGUUUAAAUCUGUUGGGAAGGCCACAGCCAAGGGAAUUGGGCGUGGAACCAAAGCGGUUUCCAAAGCUGGGUACCGAACAUACAAAAAUCAUAAGGGUGAGACAGUCACGGAGAAGACCGACGGGGUAGUCGAAGACUCAGGGUCCGUGGCGAUGCCUCCAUCGACCCCAGUGGACAGGGAGAGUCUCCGGUCAUUGCCAUUGCCUCCUAAGAGGAAUGUGGGCACCUAUGGAGUCCCUAAGGCUGGAGAGCUGUCAAAGUAUACUGCUCCUCAAUAUCAGCAACAGCCACCGCCCCAACAACAACAACAACAACAACAAUAUCAGCAGCUACCACAAGCAGUGGUGGCCCAGCCAGCUGGUUCUGGAUAUGGUGUGGUAGAAGGAGUACCACCUCCCGUUUACCAGCCGGUAGAAGCACAAGCACAAGCUCAGGUGCCUCUACCUCCACCUCCCGCAGGAGGUGCUCGAGCAGUUCCUCCACCACCACCCCCACGUAGUGGAGAACCUGUAAGUUCAGUCCCAGCUCCAGCCCCGGUUUCAGCUUCACCAGCUACCUCAACUAGCACAGGAGGGGCGUCUUUAGCAGCAGCUGCCCUUAAUGGGUACCAGAAACUCAAUGCUCAACCAGGACAAGCACCACAACAUCAAUGGACUGCAGAUGAGGCCAGGGUAGCAGGAAAGUUUGCCUCUGUGGCAUUGAAUGGAUAUCAGCAAGUUCAGCAGGCUACUGGUCAAUCUCAGAACUCUGGACAGUCUCCGGCUGCACAAGGGCAGCAAGGGAAUGUGGCUGGUCUUUCAGCUGCCUCUCAAUUUGCAAAUAUGUGGAGUUCUCAGCAGCAAGCUCAACCUCCACAGCAAGUUCAGCCUGAGCAGCAAGUUCCACCAACUCAGCAACAAGCUCUACCAGCUCAACAGCAGCCUCAGCCUGUUCAACCAACUCAACCUCAGCCUGUUCAACCAAUUCAACCUCAGCCUGUUCAACCAAUUCAAUCACUCCAGCCUACUCUACCAGCUCAACCAACUCAACAGCCAGUUCCACCAACGCAACCAACUUCCACCACUAUGGAAACUCCAACUACCCUGUCAUCUUCAAUGUCAGCCCAAUCAGUUACGUCUCCAGUGGAACCUUCAUAUACUCCAAAAUACCAAAAGGCUAAAAUAGAAACAGGUCCUUUACAAGAUCCUGCUACUUUUGCACCUCCUCCAGUGCGUAGACUCCCUGGUCAAACCCCAGCGCCUCCUUCUAGAUCAUCUACUUCUAGCUCGGUACCUGUUGCUCCAUCUGGGGUGGCUGCUGUUGCUCCACCACCACGGCCAACCAUGCCACUGGUCACUCCGGUAUCAACUCAGUUUGCUCCUCCUCCUCGGCCACAUAGGGGCGAGCCUCAGCCGGUAGCUUCCACCUCUACCAUUGCACACCCAGCUACUCCUCCACCUGCUUAUGAUGGUUUGCCUCCACCAACUGUUUCCAGGUCAACCCCUCCACCUCCGGCCAGGGCAACUCCCCCACCUCCAGCUAGAUCAACUCCCCCACCUCCAGCUAGAUCAACCCCACCUCCUCCAGCUAGAUCAACCCCACCUCCUCCAGCUAGAUCAACACCUCAACCACCAUUGAAAAAGGCACCACCUCCAAAACCUCAAAAAAAGAUACACCAAUCUCCAGAUACCUCUGCUUCUUCACCAUCUCUUCUGGAACGACCAAUUGAACCAGUUCAACCUGAACCCAUUGUAAAGCCAGCUCCAACUAAUCUGGCUCCAAAUUUUGCUCUUGAAAUUGCUGCUAGAAAGGCAAAGUCACAGCCUGUGUCACAACCUUUGUCACCUGAACCACAACCAACUUUUAAUACGGCAUCCCCUAUUCAAUCGAAACCGGCACCUCCAAAGCCAACAAAACCAUCAAAACCGAAGCCACUCGGAAAGGAGUCGUCUCAACCGACUUCUCAGCCUCAACUGCCGGUUCACACCGCAUCAACUCAAAAACCAUCCAAACCUCCUAAACCUCUCCCAAUCUCUUCUAAACUACCAAUCAAACCAAAACCAUUAAACACUGUCAAGCUGGUUUCAACCCCACCACCCCCUCCUCCAAAUCCUCGAAGAGUCACUCCAGAUAUCAGUCCUUCGCCAACCCCACCACCACCUCCUCCAGCGAGAAACUACCACAGACCACCAGCAACCAUCCCAGUGGAAACCUCUCCAUCUGUGGCAGCUCCACCUCCGCCAUCACCACCAACCCUUGACCUUGAAUUGGCCACUCUUUGGUACACAUCUACCAACUCUUCACCUUUGAAACUCCCUCAAUCUCUCACAGGACUCAAUUACUCAACAUCCUAUCAAUCCUCGGGAAUGUCGUCAACUCGUUCAAUCACCGCUAGACUCCCUGAUCUCUCGCUGCUCACAGUGUCGAUCCAUUGGCAGAAUAAUGCUCCAGGAUCAUCUGCCUAUGUCACCACUGACAAAUAUGUGCCAUCUCCGCUCAUCUAUAACACACCUCUGAAGUCUGACCUUAUUGCGUCCCAUACACAAUUUGGGAACCAUGUGGCGGCAUGGUGUGAACAUAAUUGGGACAAGCAGAUCGGGAGUGGUGAAUGUUGGGAUUUAGCUCAACAGGCUCUCCUUAAAGGUUGUGGGAAGCAUGCCUUUGUGUCGACCUACUACCAUCAUGGGUUCCCAAUUCUUGAACUUGAAGGUAGAUCUGUUGUCAAUGGACCACAUGAUGAGAUCAAAAGAGGAGAUGUAUUGCAAUUCACCAGCUGUAGAUUUGAAGGAGAUGGUGUCAUUCAGACGGUUGGUGCCCCCAACCACACCUCGGUGGUACUUUCCAAUGACGGUGGGGUAUUGACUGUGGCCGAACAAAAUGUCAAUGGGGUUCGUAAGGUUAUUCGGGGUAGUUACACCUUGAGAAACUUGACCAGUGGUCAUGUGACUGCCUAUAGACCAAUGCCGAUUUCAUGGGCUGGUGAGUAAGACAACAACACUCACCAAGAAUAGAUUAUGAAUAUAGAGAUAC